AUGUCGCUCAACUCUCCCAACCUGGCGCAGCCCGCCAGCGCCAAGUCUGCUCGCCGAAAAAGAAAUCGCACGGGACGCCCAUCCUUGGUCGAUGCCAUAUCGGAUGCGUCGGGAGCAUCACCAUCCACGCCCGUCAACCGCUUCGCCGCCCGUCAGCAUACCAGCUCCUUCUCGCCCUUCAGCUUCGGCUCCCAGAACGAUUCACCGCGACCCGCACAUCCCGCCUCGCCCUCCGUCAUCCUCUUCUCCGGACCCGCACAGCGCGGCUUCGAGCGUGUACACGAUGACUCUUUCCCACAGCAUCUCCACACGCUCAAGGACCUGGCAAGGGCAAAGUUCAGGUUCGCUCCCUCCGCCCCAGUCGAGAUGAGCUACGUCAAUCCAGACGGCGUCCUCUGCGACCUCGACGACGAGCAAGACCUCCGCGCGUUCGCUGCCCACGCCAACUCGACGCCCAAGCUCAAGGUCAACGUCACCACCGCCGGCGCCUCGCCUUUGCCUCACGCAUCGCAGCCAUCGGACGUCUCUUCUCCAAGCGUUCUCAACGCCCGCCGACCUGCUCCUCAAGACGAGCCCACCGAGACGCCAAAACGACAACGGCGAGGCAAGCCCAACGGCACCCCUGCGCAGCCUGCCGCCCAAAACACGCCUCAAUUACCCAAUGGUAUCGAUAAGCAAGCGCCACUUCAGUCAAAGGCCGCCGUUGCCUCUUCCACCGAUACGACUCACCCUCGAAUCGCGCCCACAUCGGACAAGGCCAGCGCCGCACCCAUCCGCUGGGAAGAUCGCGAACCCGCCGCGGCCUUGGUCGCACGUCUGUUUCCCGAUCCUGGCUCGCAGCCCACUCCCGCCGCACCCGAACUGGCUCCGCAGUCGCAGCCAGGUACGACCAAGAAGGCCGGGCCACCAAAGCCCUCCACCAAACGCAAACGUGUCAGCAGUCCUCCACAAGCUGCUUUGCCGCCAUCCGAGGACUCGUCGCGUGCUGCUGCAGAGCUGCCUUCGUCCCCCACCGUCCCGCUCCUCAAAAAGCGUCGUCAGCGUCCCACCGACGUCACUGAAACGACGGUCCCGGCGACGCAGAAGUCAGCUGCCACCACCACUGCCCCUAACGGAGCUCCUGCUACCACCCCUGCCUCUGUGUCCGCGUUGCCUGACCCGCCAACUGCGGCUCCUGCGGUUCCUGCGGCGUCUCAGCCGACCUUCGCCGCUGAAGCCGCGUCCGCACCGCCGUCCGCUCACGUCGAAACGACAGCUAGCACAGACAAGGAAAGCCAGUCAGCGCCUGCUGCCAAGCAGACCAGGGCUUCGCGUGCAGCUGCACGAGCGGCUUCAUCGACACCAGUCUCAUCCGCACCAGCUGCUUCCACCGAAAGCACAGCCGUAGAGCCUGCCACACCCGCAGGCGAGACCGUUGCUGAGGCCGCACCUACCGCACAGGCGACUCCUGCUGACGAUCCUACUCCGGCUGAAGGAGCCGCCCCUGCUUCUCAAUUCACUCCGAUCCCCAAGAAGCGUGGUCGUCCGCCGAAGCAAAAGCCAGAGGCUGUAACGAAGGCUGCUGACCCUUCAGCGUCUCAACCGCAGGCCGACACAGAACCGCAGAGCUCGGCAAUGCAGCCAGCGGCGGCGCCUGAAGCAGCAGCACCUGCAGCGGCAACUGAGGGAGCAGCUCCAGAAGCACCAGCAGCACCAGCAGCAACGCCGGAGGCAUCGGCAGCAACAGCCGCCGAGACAGCCACAGCUGCUUCUCAAUCCACGCCCAUCCCGAAGAAGCGUGGUCGUCCGCCCAAACAGAAGCCAGAGGCCGCGGCCGAAUCUGCUCACUUGCAAGCCGACGCAGCAGCAGCGCCCGCAGCGGCGGCACCUGAAUCAGCAGUACCAGCACCGGCACCUGAAGCAACGACGGAAGCAUCAGCAGCACCUCCUUCUCAAUCCGCCCCGACUCCGAAGAAGCGCGGUCGUCCGUCCAAGCAGCAGCCAGAGGCUGCAACCGAAGCUGUUCACACCUCGGCGGCUGACGCAGCCCCUCAGAGCUCGGCACCGCAGCCAGCAGCGGCGACUGAAUCAACAACAGAACCAUCAGCAGCACCACCAGCAUCCGCAGAAACGGCUGCUGCACAAUCAACGCCGAUUCCCAAGAAGCGCGGUCGACCGCCCAAGCAGAAGCCCGAGGCCGCGACGGAAGCAGCCGCUGAACCUUCAGCGACUCCGUCGCAAGCCGACGCAGCUCCUCAGAGCUCGACAAUGCAGCCAGCAGCGGGAUCUGAAGCAGGGGCAUCAGUAGUGUCACCUGAAGCAGCAGCAUCAGCAGAAUCUGCGGUCGCUACGGAAGCAUCAGCACCCGUAGCGACCGCAGAAACUGCCUCUGCUGCCUCUCCAUCAACCCCACUCCCGAAGAAGCGCGGUCGGCCGCCCAAGCAGAAGCCAGACGCCGUGGCCGCCAUCGAAGCUGCUGACACUUCAGCGGCUGACGCAGCUCCUCACAGCUCGGCAACGCAGCCAGAGAGCGGCUCGGUGCUGGCACCACCCACCCCAGUUCCGGCUGCCAAGCCCGCCAGGGUGACUAGGGCCAGUAGGGCUUCCAAGCAAAAUGGCGCUGCUGCUGCUGAGAGCCAAACCAACGGCGCCACCAGUUUGUCCGCGUCACCUGACCCGCCGACCGCGUCUGCCGACGCCGCAAACUCGGGCGAGGCGUCUGCGGCUGCUGACGCCGACGCGACGCCCCCGACAUCGUCCGCUCCGGUCGUCGCUGUCAACGGCGAAGUCGCUGCAACCAGCAGCCAGGUCGCCGAGCCCACUGCAGCCCAGAAGCGGGCGGCAGCGGCCAGAGAGAAGCGCGCGUCCAAGGCGGCCGAGGUCAAGGCGGCCAAGGAGGCCAAAGCGGCCGCAGAGGCGGCAGAGGCGGCAGCACCGCCCGCCUGUGUCGUGUGCGGCAAGUCGCCCAUCCACGAGAGGGAAGAGUGUCCCGUAUGGCAGAGUGGAGAGCAAGCGAUCCUCGACCUGCUCAACAUGUACCGCUACAAGACCAAGAUGACCAAGAAGGACAAGGACUGCAAGAAGGAGCUCUAUCACUGGCUCGCACUGCAGUUUGGCGCCCCACCCGACGCCGGAGAUCUCAGCCAGGCUUCCAUUGCGCCGCCCUCGCAGGCGGGGAGCACGGCUCAGCCGGUGGCUGAAGCAUCCGCGGUCGAUGCAUCGCAAUCUUCGGUGGCCGAUGCGACACGCAUACAGGGCGAAGCGUCGACUCAGGACACCGGCACGCAAGCAAGCCAGGCCGUAGCUGCGGCGCCAAAGAAGCGCAAGGCUGCCGCCAAGGCAGCACCAACCAAGGUUGCGGCCGAGAUCGAUCUUCCGCCUCCGUCUGGCGUUGCCAAGGAGUCCGCAGCGCGAGCGCAGGCCACGCGAGGACGCAAGAAGGCCGAGGUAGCCUCUGCGUCUCCAGCAGACGCACCGAUCACCGUGGCGCCGUCGUCGCCGGUACUGCCGCCUGCGGCGCAGCCGCCAUCGAGCUACCCCGGCCUAAGGGCGCCGUCCGAGUCGUCCGAGGCGGAACUCGCCACGAGCCCGUUACUGUCGGCUGCGCCGCGCGAGGCGGACGACAUGGAUGUGGAUCCGCUGCCGACGCCCAAGACGUCGGCCGCACAGCAGCUCGAGGAGCGCAAGCGCAGGAUGAAGCUCGCCGAUCGCACGGCGAGCAAGGCGGCGGCAAAGUCGAAGCGCAACCGGUCGCCGGCAUCGAGCCGCUCGGGCUCGUCGUCGUCCGAGACCAGCUCCGACUCGUCGGACGGUGGGGACAGCAGCGACUCGGACGGUGAUUCGGCCAACGAGACGCGCGGCGAUACGUCGACACGAAGCAAGAGCGGUUCGAGGAAGUCGGCGGCUCGCGCCAAGAAGGGCGCCGCGUCGUCGUCGUCGUCGUCGGCGUCAUCGUCGUCGUCGGAGGAGUCGGAGGCGGAUUCUUCGGCUGCGGAUUCCGACGCGUCGUCCGAGACCGAGACCGAGGCAGAGGCAGAGGAGGCGGCCAAGGCCCCGGCUCGCGCGAGUCAGGCUGGAGGGACACGCGCGCGUCAGCGGGUGAAUCCGUUUAUGCGCGGGGUGACGCCGGUGUCGACGGGCGCGGGCCAAGCGAGCGCGAGUGCGCCGAGUACGAGCCAGAAGGUGGCGCCGUUUGUGCGGCUGUCGGAGCUCAAGCCGGGGAUGCUGCGCCAGAACUCGUCGCAGCCCGGAUCGCCGCACAGCACGGGCACCUCGACGCCGCUGAGCGGUGUGGCGCCCGGCGAGACGAUCGAAGAGGGCAAAGACGCCGCCGGCUCCGAGGACGAGAGCGACAUUUCCGAGUCGUCGUCAUCGUCGUCGUCCGAGGACGAGGCGAGUGGUGGGCACGCGCCUGCGCGCACAGGCGCGCGCUCCAAGGCUGGUAGCGACCAGACCAAGCGCGCCGGCGGCACCGCCCGCGGCUCGUCAGCCACACCUUCCGCGCCCGCCAAGACGCGCCGGAGCGUGUUUUCGUACUUCUCACAGUCGUGA
Molecule: messenger RNA, 4530 nt
Organism: Moesziomyces antarcticus
Lineage: Eukaryota; Fungi; Basidiomycota; Ustilaginomycetes; Ustilaginales; Ustilaginaceae
Exons: 1
Coding region: 1-4530 (1509 amino acids)
Molecular function (GO): DNA binding
Source: RefSeq, a predicted model, not a curated record